AUGGUUUUAUAUCAAUCAACAAGUCGAAUUAUUAUGAUUCGACCAGCUUGCUUUUGUUUCAAUACAGAAACAGCUGUAUCGAAUUCAUUUCAAAAUGAACAAUAUGCUGAUUUAUCGUUAGAAAAUCAAAUUCAACAAAAGGCAUUAUUAGAAUUUGAUCUUAUGGUUGAACAACUUCGUUCACAUGGUAUUCAUGUUGAUGUAUUUAAUGAUACACUAUCACCAGUCAAGCCGGACGCUAUUUUUCCAAAUAAUUGGUUUUCAACACAUCCUGAUGGAACGAUUAUUCUCUAUCCAAUGCUUGCAAAAAAUCGUCGUCUUGAACGUCGAAUAGAUCUUAUUGAAAAAUUAUCUCAUACAUAUCAAACAACAGCUAUUAUUGAUUUAAGUGUAUAUGAACAACGAAAUCAAUAUCUUGAAGGUACUGGUUCAUUAGUACUUGAUCGUGCAAAUAAAAUUGUUUAUGCUAUACGAUCACCACGUACAAAUGAAAUAGUUAUUGAAAAUUUUAUUAAAUUAAUGAAUUAUGAAAAACCAGCUAUUGUAUUUGAUAGUGUUGAUAAGAAUGGAAAAGCAAUUUAUCAUACAAAUGUUAUUAUGGCAAUUGGUACAUACGUAGUAAUUAUAUGUUUAGAAUCAAUACAUGAUAAAGAACAACGAGAUAAUGUUGUAAAAUCACUUGAAGAAAAUGGUAAACGAAAAAUUAUUGAUAUUACAUAUGAACAAAUGAAUCAAUUUGCUGGUAAUAUGCUUGAAAUACGAAAUAAACAAGGAGAAUAUUUAUUAGUUAUGUCUAAAACAGCUUAUAAUUCUUUAACUAAUCAACAACGAAAUAUAAUUGAAGAAACUAAUACUAAACUAGUUUAUUUUGAUAUAUCAACUAUUGAACAAUGUGGUGGUGGAAGUGUUCGAUGUAUGAUUGCAGAAAAUUUUUUACCACAGAAUGUUUAA
Adineta steineri is the source of this 951-nucleotide messenger RNA. The record is from the annotation of a GenBank genome assembly. NCBI's taxonomy places the organism in Eukaryota, Metazoa, Rotifera, Eurotatoria, Adinetida, Adinetidae.